AUGGCAGAAACAGCGAGACGACGAGUACAGCAGCAGCUAACCAUUCUCGCGGGCGGGAUCAAGGUCGCCCCUCGCAAGUUCUUCGUCGGUGGUAACUUCAAGAGCAACGGUACUCUCGAAAGCAUCAAGGCUAUCGUCGAGAACCUCAACAAGGCUGAAUUGAAGGGUGACGUCGAGAUCGUUGUCGCUCCUCCUGCGCUGUACCUCCUCCUCGCCAGCUCCCUCAUCCGCCCCGAGAUCAAGGUCGCCGCCCAGAACCUCUACGACAAGGGCAACGGCGCGUACACCGGCGAGAUCAGUGCGCAGCAGCUGCACGACGCCUCGAUCGAGUGGGUGAUCCUCGGGCACUCGGAGCGCCGCUCCAUCUUCGGCGAGAGCGACGAGUUCGUCGCCUCCAAGACCAAGGCUGCGCUCGACGCCGGCCUGUCGGUCGUUCUCUGCUGCGGAGAGAGCCUCGAGGAGCGCGAGAAGGGCAUCACCACCGAGGUUGUCACCAGACAGUUGGGCGCCGUUGCUAAGGUCGUCAAGGACUGGAGCAAGAUCGUCGUGGCCUACGAGCCCGUCUGGGCUAUUGGUACCGGAAAGGUCGCUACUACUGCCCAGGCCCAGGAGACCCACAAGGACAUCCGUGAGUGGAUGGCCAAGACCGUGUCCCAGGAGGCCGCCGAGAAGACCAGGAUCCUGUACGGUGGUUCCGUGACCGAGAAGAACUCGGCCGAGCUGAGCAAGCAGCCCGAUGUUGAUGGGUUCUUGGUCGGUGGUGCUUCCUUGAAGCCUGCUUGUAAGUUGGCCCGUUUGUGUGAAAUGACGAGGGAUGAAUGCUAA
Messenger RNA from Tricharina praecox, 825 nucleotides. RefSeq names its product Triosephosphate isomerase. NCBI's taxonomy places the organism in Eukaryota, Fungi, Ascomycota, Pezizomycetes, Pezizales, Pyronemataceae. Gene Ontology annotation, molecular function: triose-phosphate isomerase activity. The record is from RefSeq and is a predicted model, not a curated record. Gene Ontology annotation, cellular component: cytosol. Gene Ontology annotation, biological process: glycerol catabolic process; glycolytic process; glyceraldehyde-3-phosphate biosynthetic process. The transcript is spliced from 2 exons. Bases 1 to 825 code for a protein of 274 amino acids.